AUGAAGGUCGCGGUGGUCGGGUGUUGCCACGGAGCCCUCAAUACCAUAUAUGCCCUGAUACCUCUUGACACCGAGUUGCUACUUAUAUGUGGAGACUUUCAGGCAUUCCGCAACCCGCUGGAUAUGGAGGCAGCGCUGAUACCACCGAAAUAUCGAAGCAUGAUGGACUUCCACGAAUACUACAGCGGGGAGCGAGAGGCUCCUGUCAUGACGAUUGUUAUUGGAGGUAACCACGAGAGCUCUUCGUAUCUACAGGAGCUACGAUUCGGAGGCUGGCUAGCACCGAACAUCUACUAUCUCGGUGAAGUUGGCGCAGUAUGGUACCGAGGCUUGGUCAUUGCAGGUGUGCUGGGUAUAUACAACCAACGAAGCUUCUACAGGAAAGCUCCCGAUGAACAAUUACCCUACACGUCCGAUACAGUUCGCCUGGUAUACCAUACCAAGCCACGACAAUUGCUUAAAGGCUUGUUACUUCCCAGCGAUGAAAUUGACGUGUUCCUCAGUCACGAUUGGCCUAGUGGCAUCGAACAUUACGGGAACACCCGUAAACUCAUCCAAAAGAAACCCCAUUUCGGUCCCUCAAUUGACGAGCGGCUGUUAGGGCUGCCAAUAGCGAUGACGUUAUUGAAAAGUUUAAGGCCUCGACACUGGUGUUCAGGCCAUUUGCAUGUCCGGUACGAAGCAGAAUACAAGCAUAACGAGUCAGUUAAUGCUCAUGAGAUCGAAUUGAACAUGGACGAUGACUUUAAUGAGGAUAACACCCACCAGCGUGGUUCAUCGACAUCAUUUUUAGCAUUAGACAAACCCGGUCGCCGGCGAAGUUUCAUUGGCGUGUUGAACGUUGAGCCUCAACCACAGCACUUGGGCCAUCCCAGCUUGAAUAGCGACCAAUUGUGGUAUUUUGAGCCCAUGGCUCGCAUCAACCACCAGGUGGAUCGGCUUGGCCCGGUAGUCGGAACACCGACGGCCAUCGAGAAUCCGAAGGGCUGGAAAAUAGGCAACGUUGUACGCGGUAAAGUAGAGCUGAUGGACAGGUUUCCCGAAACACCCGUGCCCAAUGAUUUCUCUAUCGUGGCUCCUACAGAUGCCUCACUGCUACAGUCAUGGCCUAACCCUCAGACUAGCCUGUAUCGCCAAAGGUACGAUCUUAGCAUAGUCUAA
Molecule: messenger RNA, 1161 nt
Organism: Diutina rugosa
Lineage: Eukaryota; Fungi; Ascomycota; Pichiomycetes; Serinales; Debaryomycetaceae
Gene: DBR1
Product: RNA lariat debranching enzyme
Exons: 1
Coding region: 1-1161 (386 amino acids)
Biological process (GO): mRNA splicing, via spliceosome
Cellular component (GO): nucleus
Molecular function (GO): RNA lariat debranching enzyme activity
Source: RefSeq, a predicted model, not a curated record